Molecule: messenger RNA, 4278 nt
Organism: Helobdella robusta
Lineage: Eukaryota; Metazoa; Annelida; Clitellata; Rhynchobdellida; Glossiphoniidae
Exons: 16
Coding region: 85-2217 (710 amino acids)
Cellular component (GO): extracellular region
Source: RefSeq, a predicted model, not a curated record
UGUGUUUUCCUACAGCUAAUCACUUGGUUUAAUAAUUACUGCGGAGUGAAUUCAAUAAAAAUAAGUUAAAACAUCACCAGCGUGAUGAAUUCACUGGUUGGAAUUCUUCUGAUCAUCAGUUUCAAUGCUGUCCUCUCUGAUAAACUGUUCUUUAAACCCCACCAAUUGAAACCAUCAAACAAGAAGUUAGUCUGCCCAGAUGGGGUAAGCAAGUGCCCAUCAUCAUCGUCUUGCUGUCUGGCAGCCAGUGGAAAAUUUUCUUGCUGUCAAUUUGCUAAUGCAACAUGUUGUGAAGAUGGUAAACAUUGUUGCCCUGCUGGGUUCAGUUGCUCAGUGGAGGGAUGCAUCAAGAAGGAUGAUGAAAUCAAGAAGAAACCCACUGAUGUCCCAUGCCCCGGUACUGGAGUGUUUUGCAGAGAUGGAGAAACAUGCUGUCAGAUUGAUGACAAACCGCCUGGCUGUUGUCCACUGCCCGAUGCAGUUUGCUGUGCAGAUGGCACUCACUGCUGCCCAUCAGGGACUGUAUGUGAUGAAGUUGGCCAGAAGUGCACCAAGCCAAAUGGAAUGAUGAUGAACUGGCACAAGCAGGAAAAUGAACCAUAUUCAUUAGUUAAGGGCGUGCCGUACAAGACAUGCCCCGAUAAAGUUACCCAGUGCCUGUCCAAUCAGACAUGCUGCUUGGUGGAGUCUGGAUUCUAUGGCUGCUGUCCUUUUACUGAUGGCGUUUGCUGUUCAGAUCAGGAACAUUGCUGCCCCUUCAGCUAUACGUGCGAUGUAACCCAUGGUGCAUGCGUCGAACCCAAAGGUCACAUGCAGACCUGGUUCCGCAAAGUUCAAGGUCGGAGAGUUCAGGAUCGGGAUGGUCAUGAUUGGAAGGAAGAGGAGAGUAAAGAUGAUGACGAAGAUGAUGACGAUGAAGAUGAAACAAAGGAAGUCGAUUUUCACCCUCUUCAUCAGUUGAAGAGUGACGACGUAAUAUGCCCCGACAACAUCACUCUGUGUGACGACGAUCAGACCUGCUGCAUCACUGGGUUCGGCAACUAUGGCUGCUGUCCUUACCCUGACGCUGUAUGCUGCACUGACAAGGAACACUGCUGUCCUGAAGGUACUUCUUGCGAUCUGGAACACUCCCGGUGCAAAGCUUCCGACGGCCUGUCACAUUCCUGGUCCACCAAAGUUCAAGGUCGCAGAUUGGAAGGUCGCCAUCAUGGUGAUGGUGAUGGGGAUGGUACAAAGAAUACCCACUUCUGUGACGUUGGGUAUCCAUGCUGUAUGAUGUACAAUGGCUAUGAGGCCUGUUGCAUGUUCCUCAAUGGCGUAUGUUGUGGGGACGGCAUUCAUUGCUGCCCUGAGGGCCAGAUUUGCGACACAACCAGGAAAAGAUGCCACUCUAAAUCAACUUCAUCUUCGUCAUCAUCUUCCUCUUCGUCAUCAUCCUCUUCAUCAAGUGAUAAUGACGGUCUAGAUGAUACUGUCAUAAUGUGUGAUCAAACGUUUUAUUGUAUGGAAAACCAAACAUGCUGCAAAGAUACUCAAGGAAAGUUCGAAUGCUGUCCUCUUCCCGAUGGUAUUUGUUGCAACGGCACUCAACAUUGUUGCCCGGCCGGUUCAACAUGUCAAGCGGAAACAGGGAUGUGCAAGAGCAACAUGGCCGACAUCUCGAUCAGCAUGCAGCCGUUGGGAAAGUUGCCACCAGCCGGACCACAAAAUGUGGCGCGUCCACUCGGCGACACGUGUCCCGAUAAGUCUGAAUGCCCUGGAGAUUCAACCUGCUGCCUACUCUCUAACAAGCAAUAUGCCUGCUGCCAGUACGCCAUGGCUGUAUGCUGCAAGGACAAGCUGCACUGCUGUCCGCAGGGUUACAAAUGCGACCUGCAACAUUCCAGGUGCGUGCCUCAACUGACCUCACCCCUCAACCUUCCAAUUCCUUGGGAGCUUUAUAGCAGGAAGAGGGCGAGGGUGGCCACGAAGAACCAGGACGACCAGGGUAACAAGUGCAAGAGGAAUGCUGACGACGAUGAUUUCCACACUCAUCUCUGUCCCCAUAAUUAUUCAUGCUGCUAUGGUGAUGAUGGGGAUGAACCAGUUUGCUGUGGUGACAAGUGGACCUGCUGUGGUGGUUUCUGCUGUCCUGAUGGCUACAGGUGCGGUGAGAAGAGUGGACACUGCGUUCCUGACCACGGCAAGUAUACGCUGCCCUCCAAGUUGGCUGCCUGAAAUUCCAGACUCAAGGAAUUCGCCCUUUUUUCUACUUUAUUUUUUAGUUGUACGCUCAAAUUAUUUUUCCAAUAUUCAAACGAGAUGUACUUCAUUUUUCUUGAAUUAAUUUUCAUUUCAGUGUACUUUUUUUUCAUGUUCUCAAAUUAAAAGUUGAAAGUAUUCGCCGGCGUUUAACAAAGCUUCUCAAGUAAUUCCAUCAACCUUCUGUCCUGUCAACAAACUACAUUUUUUAUUUCAUAUCCUCAAAAAGGAUUGUUUAUUUUUUGCAUUCGAGUAUAAAGAUUCUGAAAUCGUUUUUCCGCAAAAUUUGUUAUAUUAUUUUUUCAUGUCUUUGUUCAAUUUUGUUUGGGAGGGAACGAAAUACUGACAAAUUUAAUUUUUUUACGUUAUCUGCUGCUAUAUUUCUAAAUUAUUAAAUUCACCAUCAAACGUUUUCGUCAAGUUAAAUGGAUUUAUUUUUAAUUUUAAAUAUCAAUACAUGAAUAAUGCUAAGAAAAAUAUAUUUACCUAUUAUUGUUAUAAUCAACUUAAUGAUAAACGGAUUCAACGAGCAUAGACAGAUUGAUAUUUGAAAACUUAACUGAACCCAAGUGAAUUUUUAAUGUAAUUCAGUUGAAACAAUUUAGUUGAUCCGUACAAAUUUUACUCGUGUGCUUUUAUUUGAAACUUGUUUAAUAGAAACAUGGGUUUUUUUUAUUGAAAAGUUUGUCUUGUCUCAAAAUAUGACAUCUACAUAAUGAUGUAUUAAAAGCAAAACGUCGCAAUGUAGAAAUUGUGAAUGAAUAUGAAUGAAUUUUGUUUCAUUUCUACCAAAUUUUUAUGUCGUCUUAACGCGCUUACCUUUGUAAGUAUGUAUUUCAUUUUAAACAGCCGGUCAUCAACUGGGCAGUAAUUGUCAUCAAGGCCUAGUUGUAAUCAUUCGAAAUUUGAUACGUAGGAAUGAUCAAUAAAUCUAUCAGAAACUAACAAAUGAAUAGAAUACUAACGCUUGCAAACCAAUAUAAAUAAAUAGUUAAAUUUAUACACGUACAUACAAAACAAUGAAAUGUAUCAUAAAACACAAAAAAGAAAGAGACAUAGAAAAAAUCAGAAUGUGUAUGUGUGUAUUGUGCGUAAUAGAUCCUUUAAAACUAAACAUUAACAUUGAUGAAACAAAAAAAAAUCGAAAUGUGUCCAUUGAACCGAAAUUGAAAUGGAGUACACAAUUUAACCAUUAUGCAUCUCGAACUUUUUGUAACCACACUUUGUUACUACAGGAUUGAAUAACAAAAUGUACAUAUCUUAAAUUUAAUGGAUUUUGUCAGUUAUUUACAGAGAAUAUUACAUGGACAAUUUACACGCUAAGAUAUGUAUACGUAUUAUGUACAAUAAAAUGUGCAAUUAUAUGCAGUAAAAAAUUUGACUCAUCUGCAGAUCAGAGGAUAUCAACGACGAUACAAAAUAGUUCCCUUCAUUGGAUAUCAUUUCAUCAUUUCACUCAAUCUUUAGUUAAGCCAUGUCGUUUAUCUACAUUAGUUCUUAUGUCCUAGUGCAUUAUAGUUCUUAUGUCCUAGUGCAUUAGCUUGUCAUCAUCAUCUUCUUUCAAGAAAUACAUUCUACUUAUAUAUGUACAAUGUACGAUAGAGAUUAUACGACAUCUACGUUAAAAUAGUGCAUGUCCUAACAGGCACGCAUGCCUGUAUUUAGAUAGUUGUUGCCAUUCAUAUACGCAGACAGGAAGACACAUUCAUACAAACAUCAUUUUGCAGGCCUGACAUAAUUUAAUAGUACAUCACCAUCAGGCGCAUUUCGGCGAUCCGCACUCGCAACAAAACUUGGACGUGGCCGUUGGAAACUUGGCUCCACACUCGAAGCAGAACCUGCCUGCCACCAAGUUCGUGUUGUGUGACGACGACGAUGGAACUCUGGCGCCUGGCUUCUGCGUGGUCAAGUUGGAGGAACUGUCCAUCUUGAUCGUGCGAGUGCCACGACCAGCUGAGGCGCGUCCUCUGCCGACGACUUUGUUGUCGCCAGAGUUGUGGUGGUUGUUGUUAGCCCACGAUUGGCCGGACGGUGCAG